This is a messenger RNA of Salvelinus sp. IW2-2015, 1324 nucleotides long. The record is from RefSeq and is a predicted model, not a curated record. Lineage: Eukaryota; Metazoa; Chordata; Actinopteri; Salmoniformes; Salmonidae.
CCCUCACCGUCCCCCUCUCCCCUCUCCCUGACACCACUGAGCUUCCCCUCCUUCCCCACCCCACUAACGCCCCCUCCAAUGAUCCUGGUCCCCAAGGCCCGCGACGAGUACAGGGUGGCCCUUCAGCAGCAAGGUGGGCCAGAGGGUGCUGAAGCGGGGCCCAGGACAAACAGACAGGCUACCCAUGUAGUGGUGACUCAAUCAGAGUCCCCUACCUCCUGCGGGGACUAUACAGAAAUGGCCUUCAGCCUGAAAAACAACAACGUCCCCAGCUCCACGUCCAACAACACCUUCCCCAAAGCCCCCUCCCCAGCCAGGCCCGAUCCCCCAGUCCCUGUCGUCACCCUGGGCCUGGACUUCCCCCUGCCUAAACCUGGGCCCAACCCGGACCACGGGGCUAAAGUGAUCCGGGCCGACCCCCAGGGCCGCAGGCGCCACUGCUCCGAAACCUUCCUCGCCCCUCUCCCUCCCCCCUCCUCCAACUCCUCCUCUGCUGCCUCUCUCUUCCCGGAGCAAGCCCAGGCCAUGGUUCGCCGGCUUGGGUUUGAGGGCAUGCUGUGGGGGAAUGGAGUGUCGGCCGAGCAUCUCCCCUCGCAGUUCCUCCACCCUGGGCCUGGCCUACCCGCUGCCCAGGCUUUGUCCAUGGAGCAAGGCCUUAACUACAUAGACUUGGACUUGGCCAACAAAGAGAGCCUUCAUUCAGCCUUAGACGGGUCCUCAACCGUACAGGCUAUCCCCCCUCGCCUCUACUCGUCCGUACUGAAUGGGGCGGGUGGGGUGGGGGUGUCCGGGGCGGGCAUCGGGGGAAGUGGAGGCUCCAACCUCAACACCUAUGCCAGCAUUGACUUCUACAAGUCAGAAGAGCUGCGGACGCAUCCGAACGGAAACAAAGACGGUACAGAAUGCUGAUGUCUUUGCCCUUGCCUUGGAAUUAUGGGAAAUAAAUAAGAGAUCCUGAAGCUCCUCCUCCUCAUCCUUGUGUGACAGCCAAUGGGAAGACGGGUUGCACUGGUCACACCUCUGAAGCACUUUGGAAGGACUGAUGGAAAACCUUUUAUUUUUAUGCUUUCAGUGUAUUGGUUGUGAUGACCAAUGGGGAUGCGUGCCAAUGAUAUUCUGAAAACCUAUUGGUUGCACUUAGCCUGAGAAGGGAGGACUCUAAGCCAAUCAGAGAAGAGUAUGAAGACUGACUGCUGACUGGGAGCCAAUGAUUUUUUUUCGAUCAUCAGCUUAAAUGGAAACCCAAUUAACCAAUCAAAAAUAAGGAUUUAAUCUAAUGACGGCUGAAUAUACAAAGUAUAAAAACAAAAUAUAUAGAAAUAUA